AUGGGAUCCCUCGGUGGCGAGAGCACCCUUCCUUGGGUCAAGACGCCCUGCGUCUACAACACGGCCGUUUCCCGCGCCGUUGGCUGCAACAUCUACCUCAAGCUCGACAACCUCCAGCCCUCGGGCUCCUUCAAGUCGCGCGGCAUCGGCAACCUCAUGACCCGCGCCGUCGCGCACCACGCCGGCAACGUGCACUUUUACUGCGCCUCGGGCGGCAACGCCGGGCUCGCGUGCGCGACGUCGGCGCUGGCGCUCGACCGGCCGUGCACCGUCGUCGUGCCCGUCACGACGUCUGAGUUUAUGAAGAAGAAGCUCAGCGCGCUCGGCGCGCGCGUGCAGCAGGUGGGCAAGAACCUCUUCGCCGCCGAGCAGUACGUGCGCCAGGAGCUCGUGGCGCGCGACCCGGACGGCGUCUUCGUCCCGCCCUUUGACCACCCGGACAUUUGGGACGGCGCCGCCAGCCUGAUCCCCGAGCUGCGCGACCAGAUGGACGUGCCCAUGGACGCCAUUGUCUGCUCCGUCGGCGGCGGCGGCCUCUUCAACGGCCUCAUGCAGGGCAUCGAGACCUUUCCCUGGCCCGCCGGCCCCAAGCCGCACGUCGUCGGCGUCGAGACGGCCGGUGCCGACUCCCUCCACGCCUCCCUCGUCGCCAACGAGCACCUCACACUCCCCGAAAUCACCUCCAUCGCCGUCUCCCUCGGCUGCUCCCGCGUCUCCGCCCAGACUUGGAAGUGGGCGCACUACCCAAACACGCACAGCUUGGUCGUUUCCGACGCCGACGCCGCCAUGGCCUGCGUCCGCUUCGCUGACGACGCACGCCUCCUCGUCGAGGUCUCGUGCGGCGCCGCCCUCGCGGCUGCCUACCGCGGCGACCUCCGUGCCUCCCUCGGCAAGGGCCUCUCGGACGCUGAGUGGGCCGAGAAGAAUGUCGUCCUCAUCGUCUGCGGCGGCUCCGGUGUCUCCCUGCAGCUCCUCGACCGCUACGUCCAGGAGUACGGCCCUCACUCCGCCAUCCAGGUCUAA
Molecule: messenger RNA, 1023 nt
Organism: Cordyceps militaris CM01
Lineage: Eukaryota; Fungi; Ascomycota; Sordariomycetes; Hypocreales; Cordycipitaceae
Product: serine family amino acid catabolism-related protein
Exons: 2
Coding region: 1-1023 (340 amino acids)
Biological process (GO): L-serine catabolic process; L-threonine catabolic process
Molecular function (GO): threonine deaminase activity; L-serine ammonia-lyase activity; pyridoxal phosphate binding
Source: RefSeq, a predicted model, not a curated record